Messenger RNA from Zophobas morio, 717 nucleotides. RefSeq names its product ras-like GTP-binding protein Rho1. Gene Ontology annotation, biological process: small GTPase-mediated signal transduction. The transcript has a single exon. Lineage: Eukaryota; Metazoa; Arthropoda; Insecta; Coleoptera; Tenebrionidae. The coding region runs from base 91 to 663 and encodes 190 amino acids. Gene Ontology annotation, molecular function: GTPase activity; GTP binding; protein kinase binding. Gene Ontology annotation, cellular component: cytosol. The record is from RefSeq and is a predicted model, not a curated record.
GCAGUCAGUGAUAAUGCCACUACCUGAUAAGGAUAAGUAAGAUACGGUCAACCGUGAUGUGCGCAGUGCAUCACUUCAAAAUCGCAUAGUAUGGUCCACAAAAAAAUUGUGGUAAUUGGUGACGGUGCGUGCGGGAAAACGUGCUUGUCGGUCACUUUUUGUAAAAAUGAGUUUCCUGAAGACCACAUUCCGACGAUCUACGAUACUUACUGCAAGACUGUGCUGGUGGAAGACCGAAACGUUGAGUUAGCGGUGUGGGAUACCGCCGGCGAAGAAGACUACGACCGCCUGCGUCCUCUAUCUUAUGCAAAUGCCAGUGUUAUUAUUGUAUGUUUUGCUAUUGAUAACCCAAUCUCAUUAAGUAACGUAGAGGCGAAAUGGGCACCUGAAGUGAAACAUUACUGUCGCAAAGUUCCUUUGAUACUAGUUGGGAAUAAACUCGACUUGCGGAAUAACACAGGAAGUGUGGAAGCGCUACAGACAAGGGACUUGCAUCCGGUUAACUAUGAAGAGGGAAUGAAAAUGGCGAAAAAAAUUAAGGCUCGGAACUAUAUUGAGUGUUCCGCGAAGCAUAUGAUGCGAGUUCAAGACGUAUUUUUGACGGCUGCACAUAUUGCGUUAGAACAAGAUACUGUACAGAAAUGUUGCAGUUGUUUUAAAUAAUUCUAUUUAAAUUUUAUAUCACUUACUCAAUAAAUCGAACAAAUUUUGUGAGAA